Molecule: messenger RNA, 1364 nt
Organism: Raphanus sativus (radish)
Lineage: Eukaryota; Viridiplantae; Streptophyta; Magnoliopsida; Brassicales; Brassicaceae
Product: probable inositol 3-phosphate synthase isozyme 3
Exons: 3
Coding region: 35-430 (131 amino acids)
Biological process (GO): phospholipid biosynthetic process; inositol biosynthetic process
Cellular component (GO): cytoplasm
Molecular function (GO): inositol-3-phosphate synthase activity
Source: RefSeq, a predicted model, not a curated record
AAGCUUUCCAUCAGAAAAAAAAGAUUAGGCAAAAAUGUUCAUCGAAAGCUUCAAGGUUGAAUCUCCAAACGUGAAGUACACAGAGAAUGAGAUUCAUUCACUGUAUGACUACCAAACACCUGAGCUCGUUCACGAGAGCAAGAAUGGUGCGUAUCAAUGGACCGUGAAGCCAAAAACCGUAAAAUACGAGUUUAAGACCGACACUCAUGUGCCCAAACUUGGAGUGAUGCUCGUUGGUUGGGGAGGAAACAAUGGUUCUACUCUUACCGCUGGUGUUAUCGCCAAUCGUGAGUAUUUCAAGUCUUUUCGGGUCCUAAAUAUCCAAAAAAAAUCUGGAUCCGCUAUGUAUCCGAAAAUUACAGGUAUUUUGAAAGUAUUUGAAUUAUGGACCCAAAUCAUCAUGGAACGAAAUGAACCAACCCAAACCUAAACCAAAAAGAAUAUAAAUACUCGAAAUGAACCAACCCGAAAUGAUUUUUUGUAAUUAAAAUUUUAGUCUUUUUAAUAGUAUAAACUAUGUAAAUAUCCAAAAGAGCUUUAGAAGCGCAGAUUCCAAAUUUAAAAUAAUAUUUAAAAAAUGAAUUUCUAUAUCAGAUAGUAUAGGUUUGAGCACAUUUACCCGGAAUCGCGAAUCAAACUGAAAAAAACGAAACCAAAAUUAAACUGAAUUUUAUAAAUUGCCUAACAUAUCAUAUAUCUCUGAAACCUAAAAAUUGAAAUCAAACCGAAAACCAAUUGGAUAGCUUAAUUUCAAAAUACAAAUUAUAAACUCCGGGUAUUAUCUUAAGCUUAUAUAUUGUAAGAUUUUCCUUUUUCAAAUAUAUUUUUUCCUUUGAAAAUAUCAUUAAUGUUAAUGAUUUUCUUGUUUUAUAAAGGUUUAAUAAAUGGUACAUAGUUUAGAUUUAGAGUUAUGGUUUUAGGGAUUAUCGUUAAUAUUUGAAUUGAAUUGAAUAACAUGUUGUUAAUAUAAAUUAAACUUGUUAUUCAGUAACAUUAAAAAGUUUGUUAUGAGCACAGUCUAUAUAUUAUAAAUUUAUAGCAUAAAUUUGUGUUUAAAUAUUACUUUAAGCUAUGACAAAAAGAUGAAGUUCAUAAUGAACGUUUUAUGAAACAACAAUACUCUAAGCGUAUACUGUAAAGGUAAAACGAAUGUUAGAGUUGACAAAAAGAUGACGGUUAGAUAAUAUCAUUAUACUUAUCAUGAGUCUUUCUUCGAAACUUAUAAAAGCAAUGUAUAAAAGUAUUGCACUAUGAUCUUUUAUUAAUAUUUUUAACAAAGAAGAAAUAUGUAAGAGAAAUAUCUGUGGCCCAACAUGUCAAAAUCGUAAAAUAGUGGUAGAGCAAAAUAUGAUAUAGUCGGGUUU